This is a messenger RNA of Caenorhabditis briggsae, 756 nucleotides long. Gene Ontology annotation, biological process: poly(A)+ mRNA export from nucleus. The transcript has 3 exons. NCBI's taxonomy places the organism in Eukaryota, Metazoa, Nematoda, Chromadorea, Rhabditida, Rhabditidae. The coding region runs from base 1 to 756 and encodes 251 amino acids. Gene Ontology annotation, cellular component: nucleus. The record is from RefSeq and is a predicted model, not a curated record.
AUGGUUUUAACAGUUGCCGAAGCCAAGAAGCUAACUGUGCCUCGUCUUAAAGAGGAGCUGACGAAACGUGGAUUGGAUAGUGCUGGAAAUAAGCCAGAGCUGCUUGCCAGGCUAACGGAGAGUAUUGAGCUGGCCGCCGAAGAUUUGAUUCUGGGCGAUGCUGGAAGUGUUGCUGCCGACGCUCAUCAAGAUCUCAACGAUGAUAUUCUGAACGACGACCUACUGGACGUUCCAAGCAUCGAUGGGGAUCUUCUGGGCGAGACGACGGCCAGUUCAAUUGAAGAAGAGCAAAAAGAGACAGAGAAAGUAGAAAAGAAAGGAGAAAUGGUGACCGCAGAAGUGAUCCGGCUGACAAACCAGUGGAUAUUGUCACUGUUGAGCAAAAUAAGCGAGCUAGAGCUAUUCGAUUCGGUCUCCCAGUCACUGCGGAGGAUCUGGGCUCGGAAGAUGCUAAAGCAGCAAGAGCUAAGAGAAGACGCAAAACGACUCGGUUCUGAUGAUGCCAAGGCCAGAAGAGCCGAAAGAUUCGGAAUCCAAUCUCCAGCUACUGCUAAACAAGAAAAGGACGAGAAACUGGCUGCUCGUGCCGCUCGUUUCGGUCUUCCAGUAGGCGGUGCCUCUCCAAAAGUGGGCGGAGCCACAAAGGACGCGAAGCUGGCUGAAAGAGCCAAAAGAUUCGGAGGAGCUGUGGAUGAUGCGGAAAUGGAGGCGAAAAAGAAGGCUCGAUUGGAGAGAUUUGGAAAUGGAUCGAAAUAA